AUGUUGGCACCCACCCUCACACAUCUUAACAUUUCCAGUUCCAAUUUCACAGGUCCAAUCCCAUCGGAGAUCGCCCACCUCUCUAAACUAGUUGUCCUUCAUCUCUAUGGUUAUAAAGACAUACCCUCAUUAUUCAGACUGGAACAACAUGACUUUCGUAACAUCAUUAGUAACCUGACACAAUUGGAAAUUCUAGUUCUCAGCUAUAUAAACAUGUCUUCUUCCAAUAUUCCAGAUUCCAUAGUGAAUCUAACUUCCUUGACAUCUCUCACUCUUGUGGAGAAUGGGUUGUAUGGACAAGUGCCUGACGCUGUUUUCAACUUACCAGCCUUACAAAUACUAUUCAUACGGAGCAACGAUGGGACGAUUUUACCCGAUUCAAUUGGUCAUCUUCGCUCAUUAAACCUCUUGGACUUUGAUUAUUGUAAUAUUUCAGGAUCCCUUCCCAGUUCAAUUGGAAACCUCUCCCAACUUUUUGCUUUGUCAUUAAGUUACAACAACUUUUCUGGCCUCAUCCCUCAUUCUCUUUCAAAUCUUUAUGGACUCACAGAUUUGUAUCUAUUAGGUAAUCAAUUUGAAGGACAAAUCCCAUCCAACAUAACUGGUCUUAGGAACCUAAUCUAUCUUGAUUUGAGCAAUAAUUUCCUACAAGGUUCAAUUCCUGCUGGUCUAUUUGGGCUUCCAAAUUUAGUUGCCAUAUGGCUAGACAACAACAUGCUUUCCGGUGCACUUCCCUCUAUCUUGCCCAAUUCAAUGUUGUCCUCUAUUUCCAUUCCAAGGAAUAAUCUAUCUGGCCCAAUUCCGCACACCAUAUCAAAUUUGAAAGAGCUUCAUGAAAUCGAUCUUUCUUUCAAUAAUUUUGAUGGAAAAUUGUACCUUGAUACUUUUUCAUGUUGA
Impatiens glandulifera is the source of this 897-nucleotide messenger RNA. Its product is annotated as receptor-like protein 53. The transcript has 2 exons. The record is from RefSeq and is a predicted model, not a curated record. Lineage: Eukaryota; Viridiplantae; Streptophyta; Magnoliopsida; Ericales; Balsaminaceae. Gene Ontology annotation, molecular function: protein binding. Bases 1 to 897 code for a protein of 298 amino acids.